Molecule: messenger RNA, 771 nt
Organism: Stylonychia lemnae
Lineage: Eukaryota; Ciliophora; Spirotrichea; Sporadotrichida; Oxytrichidae
Source: the annotation of a GenBank genome assembly
AUGGUGUAAUACUAACCACCAGAGCGAUCUAGUUUAGCGAGACCACUCUCCCUUCAAAGAGGCAAGGAAUAAUUGAAUUUCAUCCCUGCCUAUCCGACCUUCGAUGGCAAAAGAGGUACUCUUGGUUCAAUAGGUUGGGGUGUGGAGAAGCUUAAGUUCAAUGGAACUCACAAUUUUUAGAAAUCUUUACUGAUUCCGAGCAGAGAACAUUUAAAAUAUAUCGAUAGAUCAAAGAAUGAAUAGUUUACCACAAUGACUGGAUUCUUCUCAAGUCAUAAUGAUAAAAAACUAGACUUGAAUCCAUAGGUUUUCUCGUCACUAAAUAUGGUAGCAUAAAGAUCUACAUUAAAAAGCUUAGAUGCUUAAAGAAGAAGUCAUCUCCAGGCAUCAAUGUCCUAGUAACUUAGAAGAUCAAGAAAAACUGGUGAGUAUUCUCAUAAAACGAUGGGAUAUGGUGGAGGAGGCAGUGGAAUACUUCCAAUUCAUGAGACUAAGAAAUAUAAAUCUUUCCCAAAGUUAGUCAGUCUUAUGAGCAAUCCUUUUACAAAGUCCGGAUUAAAUAUUGGAAUAAAUUAAAACAAAAUGCUUACAGAUGAAACUCUUAGAAACUCUGGAUUCGGACCGACCUCAAAACACAUGAAAUCGAGAAGCACAUACUAUAAAACUUGCCGUGGAUGCUCAGUAAACAUUAACAGAUUAGUAGUAACAAGAAGCAUAGAUAGAAAAACUUAGGACUCUAUAGUUCCUGUCUAUCAAGAUGACAAAAAUUGA